Empidonax traillii (willow flycatcher) is the source of this 2327-nucleotide messenger RNA. Its product is annotated as voltage-dependent T-type calcium channel subunit alpha-1H-like. The record is from RefSeq and is a predicted model, not a curated record. Gene Ontology annotation, cellular component: voltage-gated sodium channel complex; plasma membrane; voltage-gated calcium channel complex. NCBI's taxonomy places the organism in Eukaryota, Metazoa, Chordata, Aves, Passeriformes, Tyrannidae. The transcript has 10 exons. The annotation marks the transcript as partial. Gene Ontology annotation, biological process: calcium ion import; calcium ion transmembrane transport; neuronal action potential. Gene Ontology annotation, molecular function: voltage-gated sodium channel activity; low voltage-gated calcium channel activity.
GACCUACAACCUGACCUUCCUGCACCCCUACUACCGCACGGACGAGGCGGAGGAGAACCCCUUCAUCUGCUCAUCCCACCGGGAGAACGGGAUGCAGAAGUGCUCCAACAUCCCAAACAGGAAGGAGUACAAGGUGGAGUGCACCUUGAGCAUGGACUCCUACACCCCCAGUUUGUACCACCCCGACUCCAGCAGCAGGAAUUCCUGCAUAAACUGGAACCAGUAUUACAACGUGUGCAUGGCGGGGGACGUGAACCCACACAACGGAGCUAUCAAUUUUGAUAACAUUGGAUAUGCCUGGAUAGCUAUUUUUCAGGUUAUAACCCUGGAAGGAUGGGUUGACAUCAUGUAUUAUGUGAUGGAUGCACAUUCUUUUUACAAUUUUAUAUAUUUUAUAUUGCUUAUAAUAGUGGGUUCCUUCUUCAUGAUUAACUUGUGCCUGGUUGUGAUAGCCACACAGUUCUCUGAGACCAAGCAGCGGGAGAACCAGCUGAUGCAGGAGCAGCGGGCCCGCUACCUCUCCAACGACAGCACAAUCGCCAGCUUCUCGGAGCCGGGGAGCUGCUACGAGGAGCUGCUCAAGUACAUCUGCCACAUCUUCAGGAAGGUGAAGCGCAGGACCGUCCGCCUGUACCACAACUGGCAGAGCAAGCGCCGGAAAAAGGUGAACCCCAACGGCGGCGCCAACGGGCAGGGCCACCGCGGCCGCCGGCGCCGCGGCCGCCGGCGCAUCACCUCCAUCCACCACCUCAUCCACCACCACCACCACCACCACCACCACCACUACCACAUCAGCAACGGCAGCCCGCGGGGCCCGCGCCCCAGCCCGGAGAUCUGCGACCUGGAGCUCAGGGUGGUGAAACCCGGGGCCCAGCUGAUGCUCCCCGCCCCGGCCCCCGGGCCGCAGAGCCCGGCCCCCCGCCCCGACUCCGAGGCCGUGCACAGCAUUUACCACGCCGACUGCCACGUGGAGGGGCCCCCCGUCAGCUGCAAGUCUUCCAACGCCCCCGCGGGCGUCAAAGCGGCCGCCGGGCUCUCCGGCCGCGGCAACACCAACUACCCCACCAUCCUGCCCUCGCCCACGGGCAGAGCCGGCUCCGCGCCCGCGCCCAAGGGGAAGAAGAAUGGGAAUUCACCGGUGGCCGUGGUUAACAGCCCGGUGAAUUUGGGCGUGGAUCCUUACGGGAAGCUGCAGCAGCUGGUAGGAGAGCAUGGUCUGCGGCGCACGCCCAGCCGGCUGUCGGGGCUGAGCACCACCCCCCUGCCCAGCCCCCCUGGCCCCACCCUGACCUGUGAGCUCCAGGACUGCCCCUUCUGUGCCAGCCUCCUGGACGACCCCGAGUUCGCCCUCAGCGACUCCGAGAGCUGCGACUCCGACAGCAACGGCGUCUACGAGUUCACGCAGGACCUGCGGCACGGCGACCACCGGGACCAGCUCCAGCAGCAGAGGGGCAGGAGGAGGAGGAAGAAGAAAAAACCCAAGGAGAGGAACAAGGUGGUGCAGCUGUGGAAGGCUUUUGGCAGCAAACUGAAGAGGAUCGUGGAGAGCAAGUACUUCAACCGGGGCAUCAUGAUCGCCAUCCUCAUCAACACCCUGAGCAUGGGCAUCGAGUACCACGAGCAGCCAGAUGAGUUGACCAACGCCCUGGAGAUCAGCAACAUCGUCUUCACCAGCAUGUUUGCCCUGGAGAUGCUCCUGAAGCUCCUUGCCUUUGGCAUCUUUGGCUACAUCAAGAACCCCUACAACAUCUUCGACGGCAUCAUCGUUGUCAUCAGUGUCUGGGAGAUCAUUGGGCAGUCGGACGGGGGGCUGUCGGUGCUCAGGACGUUCCGGCUGCUGCGGGUGCUGAAGCUGGUGCGGUUCAUGCCCGCCCUGCGCCGCCAGCUCGUGGUGCUCAUGAAGACCAUGGACAACGUGGCCACCUUCUGCAUGCUGCUCAUGCUCUUCAUCUUCAUCUUCAGCAUCCUUGGCAUGCAUCUGUUUGGAUGCAAGUUCAGCCUGAAAACUGACACAGGGGACACAGUUCCUGACAGGAAGAAUUUCGAUUCCUUACUUUGGGCCAUUGUCACUGUGUUUCAGAUCCUCACUCAGGAGGACUGGAACGUGGUCCUGUACAACGGGAUGGCCUCGACCUCCUCGUGGGCAGCUCUGUACUUCGUGGCCCUGAUGACCUUCGGGAAUUACGUGCUCUUCAACCUCCUGGUUGCCAUCCUGGUGGAGGGAUUCCAGGCAGAGGGUGAUGCCACUAGGUCAGACACAGAUGAGGACAAGACAUCUGCCAACUUUGAGGAUGAUUUUGAGAAGCUGAAAGACCUCCGAGCAACAG